Molecule: messenger RNA, 2730 nt
Organism: Saccostrea echinata
Lineage: Eukaryota; Metazoa; Mollusca; Bivalvia; Ostreida; Ostreidae
Exons: 9
Coding region: 95-2575 (826 amino acids)
Biological process (GO): regulation of transcription by RNA polymerase II
Cellular component (GO): nucleus
Molecular function (GO): RNA polymerase II transcription regulatory region sequence-specific DNA binding; DNA-binding transcription factor activity, RNA polymerase II-specific
Source: RefSeq, a predicted model, not a curated record
AGUUCGCUUUACCAAGCAAGAGAGAUACACGCUGACGGAAGUCAUUUAGAGAAUAAUUUUAACGGUAUUGGUGGUUGAUCGGAAACGGAUAGGUAUGGACCCCUCUGAUCCAGAUAAAAAAGAGGUCCGGCGACCAAUGAAUGCUUUCCUUAUUUUCUGCAAGCGACAUCGGUCAAUGGUACGAGAAAAGAACCCAAAUCUGGACAACCGAAAUGUCACACGGAUUCUUGGUGAUCUGUGGGCGAACCUGAAGGAGGAGGAGAAAACACAGUACACAGAUUUAGCCAAGCAGUAUAAGGAUGCCUUCAUGAAAGCAAACCCUGAUUAUAAGUGGCACAACCCCGAAAAAGGAAUGCACCCAGCUGGUCUUCUACCCAGGUCUCCAACAAAAGGCAUAGGGCAAGAAAACUUUGACUUUUCAAGAGCUGACCAGUCAAUUACUCCUGGGAAGUUAGCAGAUCCUUCUAAUAUGGGUGGGUUGAGCCUCUUAUUUAUGGCUGGUCAACAAAAUCCAUCUAAACCAACCAAUGCUAUCCCAGCAAUGCAGCCUGCAAGAGAAAAGAUGACCAAUAUGGAAACUGGUAGAACUUUAUCUCAACAAAGUCAGAAUGUGAGUGGAUCAGACCCAGAACACAGCCCAGAGAAAGAGGACAGAAAUACUGUUGUCGCCUGUGGGAAAAUGGUGAUGGACUCCAUCAUCGAUCAACUCUAUUACUCAAAAUCAGAGAACUCACUAGCUGAACCAAGAAGUGGUCAGUUUACAAUGCUGACAGAUAAACAGAGGGAAAGGUCACUUUUACAUGACCUUUCUGUGUCUAGGGAUGAGUUGGAAAAGAAACUGCUUAUUAAUCAACAGAUGUGUCUGGGAUCUGGAUUGGAUGCACCUAAAAGUUCAUGGGUAGAUCCAAGGAAGUCUGCUAUGCUGAAUGACUCUGAUAUGAUAAAGAAUGAGAUGUCAUCAUGGUCUGGAUAUAAAAGAAAAAGGUGUUACUCUGAAGGUUUUAAAGACACACCAGAAAUGAGCACCUUGCAGCCUUUUGUGAACCCUUAUUUUAAGAAGGGGGAUUCAAGCAGUGAUGUAAUGGAUGAUGACGGAGAAAAUGACCUUCAGCCUGUGAGGAAGUCAAAACGUCGUAAUAGAGGACAGCGCUAUCAGGAACUAAUUAACGAAGGAAUCAUACAGCCCUCAAAAGACAGACAGACAGUCACCAAAUCACCAGAAGAAGCUGCCAAAGAAGAGCAAAUGACUUUACAAAGAGACAGUGAACUCAGGGAAGAGGAGCAGAUUAACUUCAAUCCAAGAGAGCACCUGCGGUUUGACGUUCUGUCUGUGUAUCCUAGACAAAUUAGGAAGAGAACACAAUCAGAGUCGGAGAAAGUCCGACUAGAAGACAGUAGCAGAUACAAAACAGGAGAUUUUGACCUGGAAGCCCACAUAGCAACUCUCCCUGCCUGUUCCUUGGAGAAGGUAGCUAAACCAAAGAAGACAGCUCCGAAGCCAAGGACCACAUCAGAGAGUCGCACUUCGUCCAUAAGCAGCGACAGUAAUUCUACACCUGAAAUAAAGUUGAUCAUACCACCUCAUCUGAAAGUAAAAGCUGAGGAUCUUCCUUCUGAGCCAGUUGUGGGCAGCAGAAAGAGGAAGGCCAGAAAGCACUCCAUAACACACCUAAUGCCUGUUACUACAGAUCAGAAAAGAUAUGAAGUUGAUAAUACAAUCAACACGAAAGGGGACAGUUCAAAGACGGAACCUGUUGACGAGACCAAACAAAGCAAAUUAGAAGAAGGGGCAAACUUUACGGGAAUUAAGAAGCAAAAUGACAAUAUUGACAGUGAAAAUAACAAUAAUACUUCAGAUACAAGAGAGGCCAAAUUAAAGAAUGGGAAAGAAAAUGUGAAUAAUCAUGAAAAUAACAAAGAAGGUGCAGAUGACAUUAAACCAAAAGACACUGUUACAGAUAAGCAGACAGACAGACAGGGCACAGACCCAUUCCCUAGUCCAUCUGUUGAUCAGGAAAAUUCUUCACCUGGGGAUGACAGUGUUCAAAUGAACAAUGAAGAACAAAAUAACCAUCUAGAAAAAGGUUGUGAUGAUGUCCAUUUUGGGGUUGGGGAUCAGGUUCCUUUGGGAGGUGUGGAAGAUGCUAGUCAAAACGAGGUUGUGAAUCUGGAGAUGAAUUGUGAUUCCAGUGUUGCUGGCAGUACUGACAGGGAAUUUUCACCAGAGAAGUCUGUGGACUCUGACAAAUAUAGUGAAUUUGACAAAAAGGAGAUGGAGGAGCAUUCAUUAGAUGAUGAUAUUUCCAGUUCCUGCAGAAAAGAGGAUACAGCUUUAUUGAGUGAUGGUCAAGUGAAAGAUGAACUUGCUGAUGACGAGGUUACUGAUAAAGAUCCUUGUCAUUUACAGAUGAACAUUAAAAAGGAAAACCAAGGGAUAUCCAAAGGAAACCUUGGACAACCAUGUGAAAGCCAAGUUGCAGAGGUGAUCAGUUUUCACAUGGAUGACACCAGAGGUGAAAGGUCACAGGUUACGAUACAGAACAGCCCUCUGCCCACAGCUGUUGUCAACUCUUAGUGGGCUCUGCAGUCUGACUGCUGACAAAUGUUUGCCUUUAUAGUUACACCCAUACAUUUGUCAGGAACUGUUAUUUAAUGUUAAAAUAUUUUAGUUGAACCUGUUAAAACAUGUUCAAGGAAUUUGUUGUUGUUAAAGUCUGGUUUGUUACAAAA